AUGGACAUGCUCGGGAAGCUCGUGCAAGGCGGUUGCGCCGCCGAUGGCACCGUGGCCGCGCGCAACCCGAUGACGCAGGCGCUCGAUGGUAUGCUGCGUGCUGGUCCGCUGGGCCGUGCGGCGCCAAUGGGCCCAUCGCAGGACGGUGGCCAUUUUAUGGAGCAUGAUCUGCGGCAGGCCAUGGACGACGCGCAGCACCAGCAGCAUCUCCAGGAAGCGCACUUUCGCCAACAUCAAAUGGCUAUGCGCAACGACGCGUCAAUGCACCAGCCCUCGCCGAUGCAGAUGGACGCGCUCUGGCAGCAGCAGCAGCAGGCGCCACAGCGCAUGCACGACUCGAUGCAGCGCCAUGCGCACAUGGAAGGCGCAUUCGCCGACGCCGGCACGGUGCAUCCACAAGCUUCGCAAAGUCACCACGGCAUGCAUCAUCAAGCUUCGGCAGGGCACCACCCUAUGUACGCGAUGCCACCACCGCCCAUGAUGAUGAUGCACGCGCCGCGCCCAUACAUGAUGCAGAACACGACACACAUGAUGGCGCCGACCUAUGCGCCGCAAGCCCCGGUGGCGACCGCGGCGCCAGCCCCCGUGACGCACGCGUCGAGUGACGCCCAACGCAUCUCGAGCGAGAUGGCGCAGGCUCUGCAGCAGGACCCGCGCUUUGAGAAGAGUGAGUUCCUCAAGUUUAUGAACCAAGUGAGCACGGGCGACGUCGAGCUCCACGAAGCAAGUAACUCGGUCAUCCACCACACGGCCGAGCCGGUGACCGAGGGCAUCAACUUGCUCGAGCCCGUGUCCGGCGCCGAAGUGCUCGAUGAUGUGUGGCACGACGCCGCCGCCGGCAACGAUACCCUCGAGGAAAUCUGGGCCAAGGCCAUGCAGGAGGCGCAAAUGCAGGACCCGUUUGACGACACGGCGCUCUGGUCCAGUCAGCAACACAAUCACACGUACGACUUUCAGGAAGAGAAUCCGUUCGAGCACGACGCCAAUGCAUUUGAAAUGGGCUGCCGUUUCUUUGCGGAAGGACAGCUCAAGGACGCGAUUCUGGCCUUUGAGGCGUCGCUGCAAGAGUCGCCCGACCACAGCGAAGCGUGGCGCAUGCUCGGCGAGUGCCAUGCUGAAAACGAUGAAGACAAAAAGGCCAUCACGUGUCUCAACCGAGCGGUCGAAGAAGACCCGUACAACCUCCACGCGCUGCUCGCGCUUGGUGUCAGCAACGUCAACGAGCUCAACUCGCACGGUGCGCUCGAGACGCUCCAGGCGUGGGUGCAGCACAACCCGAAAUUCCAUGGGCUUCAAGUCCACGUAUCCGAAGACAUGUAUGGCGACGGCAGCCUCAUGGACCAAGUGAUGCAGCUCAUGCUGCAAGCCCAGAGCCACGACCCGCUCGAUAGUGAUGUUCAGGUUGUCCUUGGCGUGCUCUACAACGUCUCCAAAGACUACGACGCGGCCGUUCGCUGCUUUCGGUUGGCGGCCAGCGCGCGCCCCGACGAGUACGCGCUCUGGAACAAGCUCGGCGCGACGCUUGCCAACUCGUCGCGGUCGAGUGAAGCGAUCCCAACCUACCACCGCGCGUUGGAGAUCAAGCCCAAGUACGCUCGAGGCUGGCUCAACCUCGGCAUCAGCCACGCCAACUUGGGGCAGUACGAGGAGGCGGCCAAGUGCUACCUCCAGGCGCUGCACCAAAACAACCAGGCCGAACACAUUUGGAGCUACCUCCGCAUUGCGUUUACGUGUCUCGAGCGCUUCGACCUGGUCAAGAUGACCGACAUGAAGGACGUCAUGUCGUUCCAGCACGAAUUUCCCAUCAUGGAGCUCUAA
This is a messenger RNA of Saprolegnia parasitica CBS 223.65, 1818 nucleotides long. RefSeq lists its product as hypothetical. The coding region runs from base 1 to 1818 and encodes 605 amino acids. Gene Ontology annotation, biological process: protein import into peroxisome matrix, docking. NCBI's taxonomy places the organism in Eukaryota, Oomycota, Saprolegniomycetes, Saprolegniales, Saprolegniaceae. Gene Ontology annotation, cellular component: cytosol; peroxisomal membrane. The transcript is spliced from 7 exons. The record is from RefSeq and is a predicted model, not a curated record. Gene Ontology annotation, molecular function: protein binding.